Sinocyclocheilus grahami is the source of this 2027-nucleotide messenger RNA. RefSeq names its product calcium-binding and coiled-coil domain-containing protein 1-like. The coding region runs from base 97 to 1764 and encodes 555 amino acids. Gene Ontology annotation, biological process: positive regulation of transcription by RNA polymerase II. Gene Ontology annotation, molecular function: transcription coactivator activity. The transcript is spliced from 14 exons. Lineage: Eukaryota; Metazoa; Chordata; Actinopteri; Cypriniformes; Cyprinidae. The record is from RefSeq and is a predicted model, not a curated record.
CAUACAAGGACAUGGAAGACCUCAGGUGAUCUGAUUCUUCGAUAAACCUAAUUUUGUAUUAAGUGCAGUCAUAUGACCUGAUUUAUAGCCAUUGCUAUGGAGGAAAAGAGAACUGUGACUUUCCGAGAUGUUGCCAAGAGCUAUUUCUCACAGACAAGGGUGGACUGUCGCUACACUAUAAGCAGUCAUCACAGCUGGAGCAGUCAUGACUGGAUAGGUCUUUUUAAGGUGGGAUGGCUGACAGUGAAUGAUUACUACACUUUUGCCUGGGCUCUAGCACCAGAAGGGUACCAAACAGGAACAGAUGCAAACUGUAGUGUGGCCUUUCACUCGUCUUAUCUACCAAAACCUGGUGGGGAAGUAUAUCAGUUUGCUUAUGUGGAUGAACGUGACGAGAUAUGUGCAGUCAGUUCUCAGUUUACUUUUUGUGCUCCAAGACCUCUGGAUGAACUUGUUACACUAGAGCAGGAGAUAAAUUGCGAGGAAGAGGAGGGGGGAGAUGACCUGCUGGUGGUGGUGCCAAAGGCUCUGAUCCUGCAGAAUCUCUUAGAAGGAUGUCAGCGUGAGUUACAUGAGCUGCGUAAGAGGUUUGAGGCUGCUGAUGCUGAGGUCGAGAGAGAAAGGGAGAGAUGGAAAGCUGAAAAAGAUGAGCUUGAAAGAGUAAAAAAUGUGAUGAAGUGUCAGAUUGAUGAGCUAAAAAGCAACCUGAGGCAAAGCACUGAAAAAAUUGAGGAACACGAGCAAAAACAAAAGGAUGUGCAAAGCACUCAUGAAAACAUGGCUGCUGAACUUAGUGGGUUGCUAGCAGAGAGAGAUGAAAAUCAUCAGCAAAUCAAAGAACUCCAACAGGAUGCUGCCACUCUGACUCAACAAAAACAAGACAUAGAGGCCGAGCUUGACAGAAUGAAGGAAAGAGUUAAAAAGAUGACCACACAAAGGCGAGAUGAAGAAAAGGAGAGGAGAGAUUUGCAGAUAGAGAAUGAGCAGGCACAUGCUGAGCUGCGGACCUUGCAAGAGCGUCUGGAGGCCAGUGAGUGUAGCACUGAGGCCCUCCGCAGGGACCUGAGUGAACUGGGCUCCUUGCAGAGUCACAGCCAUGCAGAGCUGCAUCAGGUCAGACUUCAGUCUGCACAGAUGAGUUUACAACUGUCCCAGGCCAACCUGGCACUGCGUGAGGGGCAAGCCACCUGGGCCCAGGAGAGGGAGACUUUAAGACAAAGUGCAGAGUUGGAUAAAGAUCGUUUUCAGAAACUGAGCCGUGAGCUUCAGAAGAAGGAAGAGUGGCUCCAGGAGGAGAGAACCGAGCGAGAAAAACUGGAAGUGGAGCUGGGGAACGAGAAGGACUGUAACCGGGAACUGAGAGCCAGUCUGAGAGCCCUGCAGAAGGAACAAGAGCAGCAUCAGCUGGAGAAACAGGAGCUCUUAGAUCAUAUCCAUGUGCUGGAGCUGAGACUAGACACAGAGAUAGAUGCUAAGUGGGCUGAGGCUGCAGCUACUCCAACAUCUAGCAUUGAUAGCCCUCCAUCAGUUGAAGAAAAGCCACUGCAAGAGUCUUUAUCUGAGCAGUCUUUAUGUGUGGCAGAUCAUGAACAAUCCAGCUUUCAUGGGUCAGCAGAGCAAAGCCAAAAGGAUGAUGAGAUCGAUAUGAGGCAAGAGGACCUAGAAGUGGAGCCUUAUUCCAGUGUCAUUGGUGACAAACCCUUACUGCUUUCUGAACACAAGAACAGUGUAUCCAGUGGUCAUGCUGACGCCCCCAUGUGGUGAACCAGAUGUGGAAUAGAAAUGAACAUGUGUGCAGCUUGUUUACAUCAGAGCAUGGUCAUGUGCUCCUGAUCAGUGUGAAAUAUCAAAACAGUUUUCCAAGCUGGCUUAUUUUGUUGCCAGUGUGUAAUCUAAUAUAUACUAAAAGUGUAGGUGUUCCAGUAGUGUGAAUUUGUUUGUUUGUGCCAGUAUGAAUUUCCUUUAAGAGUAAGGUGAUAUACAGGAAAUUAAGGUAUGUUUUCUAGAUAUGAAUAAAUACAUAAAGG